CGUCCCUGUGACACGUGUGUGAGGCGCUGGAGGCCCGGAUGGUGCGCGUGCGGCCCGGGCCGAGGAGACGCCAGCGCUGCGCGGGCCUGCCGCGGGCCGCUGGGGGCCAGGUGCUGACACCCUUUCUGGACUCUGCAUGUGGCCGCAUUGGCGACUGAACAGGCCAUCCUCUGGGAGUCCCUGGAUUGAAGUGCCCAGAGAACUUGAUUCCCCGCUGUUGGGGGAGCAGCCCACCUCGGCCAGGCAUCCCAGCCUUUAAGUCUGGUGGCGUGUUUUCUGCUGGGGACUAGCCUGAUUUCCCGUGCUCAGGAGCCUCGUGAUCCACGGCCUUCUUCUGAAGAGCAUAGGUCUACAGACAUGUGCCCAUCCCCUUGUGUGCUGUUCCUUUAUUACAAGGCUAUAUGUGUGAAUGCACCAUGCCAAUAGUCGAUAAGUUGAAGGAAGCCCUGAAACCUGGUCGCAAGGACUCGGCUGAGGAUGGGGAACUGGGAAAACUGCUGGCGUCCUCCGCCAAGAAGGUCCUUUUACAGAAGAUCGAGUUCGAGCCAGCCAGCAAGAGCUUCUCCUACCAGCUAGAGUCCUUGAAGAGCAAAUAUCUGCUGCUAAACCCCAAGACGGAGGGCGCCAGUCGCCCCCGGAGUGGAGAUGAGGCUCAGGCCAGGAGACAGGGGAGUGAGCGCCCAUGUGGUGGUGAUGGAGUCCCAGCCCCACAGAAAGUGCUCUUCCCCACAGAGCGCCUGUCUUUGAGGUGGGAGCGGGUUUUCCGAGUUGGCGCAGGGCUGCACAACUUGGGCAACACCUGCUUCCUGAACUCCACCAUACAGUGCUUGACCUACACACCGCCUCUGGCCAACUACCUGCUUUCCAAGGAGCAUGCACGGAACUGUCACCACGGAAGCUUCUGCAUGCUGUGCGUCAUGCAGAACCACAUUGUCCAGGCCUUCGCCAACAGUGGCAACGCCAUCAAGCCCGUCUCCUUCAUCCGUGAUCUGAAAAAGAUCGCCCGGCACUUCCGCUUUGGGAACCAAGAGGAUGCGCAUGAGUUUCUCCGGUACACCAUCGACGCCAUGCAGAAGGCCUGCUUGAACGGCUGUGCCAAAUUGGAUCGUCAGACACAGGCUACUACCCUGGUGCAUCAGAUAUUUGGAGGGUACCUCAGGUCACGAGUGAAGUGUGCCGUGUGCAAGAGCGUCUCGGACACCUAUGACCCCUACUUGGACAUCGCCCUGGAGAUCCGGCAAGCUGCAAAUAUUGUGCGUGCUCUGGAACUUUUUGUGAAGCCAGAUGUCCUGAGUGGAGACAAUGCCUAUAUGUGUGCUAAAUGCAAGAAGAAGGUCCCCGCCAGCAAGCGCUUCACCAUCCACAGGACUUCCAACGUGCUCACCCUUUCCCUCAAGCGCUUUGCCAACUCCAGUGGGGGGAAGAUCACCAAGGAUGUAGGCUAUCCGGAAUUCCUCAACAUCCGCCCAUAUAUGUCCCAGAGUAAUGGCGAUCCUGUCAUGUAUGGACUCUACGCCGUCUUGGUCCACUCAGGUUACAGCUGCCAUGCCGGGCACUACUACUGCUACGUGAAGGCAAGCAAUGGACAGUGGUACCAGAUGAACGACUCCUUGGUCCAUUCCAGCAACGUCAAGGUGGUUCUCAACCAGCAGGCCUACCUGCUCUUCUACCUGCGAAUUCCAUGCUCUAAGAAAAGUCCCGAGAGCCCCAUCUCUCAGGCAGGCUCUACCCUUCCCAGCCGCCCAAGUGUGGUUCUAGAUCAUACCAAGAAGAACAUGGGCAACGGCGUAGCUACCUCCCCAUCAAUGGCAAAGCGACCAGACCCUGUGCUGGUGAGGAAGCUGCAGGUCCCCGAGGAGAUCGGCGAGCCUGUUUCCAGGAAUGGCUCUGUGCCGGCCCUGAAGUCACAGAAUGGAUGUGUUCCUGCAAAGCUGCCCUUGGGGUCACCUUCCCCCAGACUCUCCCAAACACCCCCCCACACCCCCACCCUUCUGGAGGAGCCUGGGAAGAAGGUGAAGAAGCCAACUCCCCCACAGCACUUCUCCCCGUCCCUGCGAACUCCUCAGGGCUCCCCUGGUACCAGUGAAUCGGGGAGCCGUCGGCAGGGCUCCUGGGCCAGCCGAGACACUGUCCCCUCUACCUCACCGAAGCUCCUGGCCAGCGCCACUGCCAAUGGGCUUGGGCUGAAGGAGGAGGACGGGAGCACGGACCUUGAGAAGGGGGCUUCUAGCAGCUCUAGCCCGGAGCACUCUGCCAGCAGUGAGCCUGCCAAGGCUCCACAGGACCGCGGGGGCACGGCUGUCCGCAUCUGUGCUUCUCAGGAAACAGACUGUCCCUCCGGUCCCUCCAGAGCACCACCAAGUGAAGCCGAUUCUGCAGUGGUGAAGCUGAAGUCCCCCGCCCUGGGCAGCGCCACCACUGAGCCUGCGAACCUCAUGUCUCCACCGCCAGCCAAAAGGCUGGCCCUGUCUGCCAGGAAGGCCAGCACCCUGCGGAGGGCGACCGGCAAUGACCUCCGUUCACCUCCCCCCUCACCAUUCUCCGACCUCACCUCCCCCAUGGAAGCUGCUCACCCCGUCGUUGCCUCCACCUGGGCUGUCAGUAGAACCAGGGCUGUGUCACCUAUCCCCCGAUCAUCCAGCCAUCCAAAGCCGCCUGUUAGCCCUCCCUCUACAUCACUGACCAGUAGUAGCCCCCAGUCCCCGGGGACUUCAGAGCCACAGAGCCGUUCCUCUUCCUGGACUGCCCUGCCUCAGGUCAAUGGGGACUUCACGUCCCUUUCACACCAGCUGUCACUGGAGGCCAGCAAGGCCCCUCAGAGCCCCUCUAGGAAGAAGAAGAAGCUGCUCACAGGAGAGCCCCAGAAACUAGGCUCAGUGGCACGUCAGCCCCAGUGCCUCAGGGGAGAAGCUGUGGCGCCCCGCAGGAAGAGGAAAAGGAAGAAGAGGAAGUGUCCAGAGGACACGGCCGCUGUAGCCCCUCAGGAGGGUCAGACUCGGGGGCAGCCCUGGAGCCCCAAGAGCAGGAAGAAGCACCAGGCAGAUCUUGCAGCUGAUCCACAGGAGGAAGAGGGCACACGGCCACAGGCAAACGUCCUAGAAGCCCACCACCUGAGUAGCAGGAAGCGGAGGAGGAGAGGAGUGGAGGGAUUCGGGAGAGUCGGGCUACCCCAGGACCCACCUUGGCCCAGCAGCUGCCCCUCCCCUGACCCUAGAGAGCCUGCAGCCAGGAUGGAGUCUCCAAGGAAAAAGAGGAGGAGGAAAAGAAAGCGGGAGGCGCCACGGGAGGAAGAAGAGAACGAUCAUCCGGAGGGCCCCAAGAGGCUGAGGCCUAGUGUCUCUGCAGUCCCCGUGUGGAGUAUGAAUGGCCAGGUUCCUGGGGACCGUCUGGGGCCAGGACAGGCUCCUCUUGUACCUUGGAACAGAGAGCGAGAACCCGAUGUGGUCCAGGAGUUGCUCAGAUACUCCUCUGACAAGGCCUACGGGAGCAAAGUUCUGAGCUGGAGUGGGGAGCCGUCCGCGAUCAGUCAGGAUGCCAUCGAAGACAGCAGAUUGGCCCGUACCCAGACUGUGCUUGACCACUGGGAUGAGGAGUUUGAUCGAGGAAAGGAGAAGAAAAUGAAAAAACUCAAGAGAGAGAAGAAGAGAAACUUCAACGCUUUCCAGAAGCUUCAGAGUAGACGGAACUUUUGGUCUGUGACUCAUCCAGCCAAGGCCACCAGCCUCAGCCACCGCCGCUGAGCUCAUGCUGUUGAGGGCCGUCACUUCCUGGGAACUCUGUCUGGAUCUGAAGAGUGGCCUCAAGCAGACUCCACCUCCCUGUCACCUCUAGGCUGCUGCACUGUGAGCCUGCCACGGCAGGGGACUCCUGUCCCCACCGUCUUAGGGGACCCGUGAGGCCUGGGCUUCUACGGCUCAGAACCUGUGGAGACAUUCACGAAAGGCCCCUCACGCGAAGCCCUGGCAUGUGGUGUCACGCAGACCGGCAGCUCGCUAUGGGGCCUCCAGAAAGGCCAAGUGACCUUGUGGUCAUGGACAGUGGGGUCUGGGUGGGCAGAGCUGUCUGUCCCAGGGGCUCUUCCCCAGUUGUCCUGUGCUCAGGGUGGCAGGGUGCCUUGGCUCUUCCUGGCGAGCACCCCUUGUUCCCUGCAGGUGGCGCUGUCUCGUGCUGCGCCCUGUGACUGUAUGCCUUACUGUCUGCCUCAGAGAGGAAGGUCCUGCACUGACCACAUCGCUGCCUUUCCCUUUCCUGCCUGGGGUUGGCCCUUCCGGAGUAUCUCCUCCUCACAGGAACUCCGAGCUCUGUGGAGAGCAGAGGCUGGGAUGGGAACCCUUGAAAGUAAUGCCAACGCAUCUGCUCCCGAGGCUGCUGCCUCUCCUGAUGGUUUGGCUGUAGCUUCCCUUCAGCUGCAGUGGCCCGUGGGUCUCUGCAGAAGUGGUGAUCUUGGGGAUGAGGUCUCCGUCAGCUGAUAUCCGAGCAGGCCUGUGGCUUCCUGUACAGUAUGUUUCCCUGAUACGCAAACCCUGGCUUCGUGUACUCAGUCUUGGGAGCGCCGUGGAGUCUGGCUGAUUGUACUGUUCACGCCCCUCCCCUGUGCAAGCCCUGUCUGCAGACGUGUGGUUGGACCGGCCUGGGUCUCCUCGCGGAGGUGCUCUCUGAGGAGGAUGGCACCUUCCAGGCGCUGCUCACAGUGCCGGGCGCUGGCCCUCCCCAGGAGGGCCCACCUCUGCCCUUGGCCUGUGCCACCCUUGUUUUGCUCUGCUGCCACACUUGAGGCCUCACUUGAUCCUGGUGUAGAAAGAAGACUUGCUUUUUCUUUAUGGGGAGGAGAUUCUUUUUGUUUUCUUUUCCUGUUUUUCGUAUUUCCUUUUAAAAGAAGGUGGAGGGAAGAGUGGCACCAGGGCUGAUCUGUUGGCUGCUCCCCAUCCCAGCAGGAAGUGGGCCAUGGCUUCGUGACCUGUUGUCUGGGGAGGCCAGGGCUUGCUUUCCUCUUGAGGCGCUGACGUUCUUGCCUGUAUGAACUGCGUCCCCAGCCGUUUCGUUUCGUAAUGCCUUGUAGUUAAAUUUAGUUGUCUUCUAGCACACAAUUGACCUCCCCUCUCGCUCUCCCCCCUUCCAAGUGGGUCUCUUCCUUCUCCGCUGGAUUGCACGCUGCAAACCCUUGUCCUGGAGGGGCUGCCUCCCUCUCCCAGGUGGUGGAGUGCCUGACCUGACUUUUGACGGUGCUCAUCGCUGUCCGGCAGAAGCCAGCCCCUCCCUUCCCAGAAAACCAUCAGCCAAACAGGGACCAGGAAGAAUGAGGCCCAGAAACCACCACCACCACCACCCACCCCCCGUUCUGGGUGCCCGUAGUGUGUAAGCACAUGUUAGUGACCUCAGUUCUUGCCAUGGUGGCCUCUCGGCACAGAGCUUGCCUUUGUGCUUGGGAGUGCAGGUGACGGCCCCUGUGCAGUGGGCCCUCACCAGUGUUCCUCACUGCCCCGUUCACCUAUCGUGAGGAGCCACUUCCCACUGUGUCCUGGCUGUGUGGCCACACCCAUGUGUGUACAGGCGUCCCUGCCCUCUGUACUUCCUCUCCAGUGGCCUGGGGAGCCCCAGGUGUUGCCAAGAUCUUGGUGCAAUAAAUAAUGUGCUGUUGUGGGUC
Marmota monax (woodchuck) is the source of this 5644-nucleotide messenger RNA. It is a transcript of the gene Usp36, whose product is annotated as ubiquitin specific peptidase 36. Lineage: Eukaryota; Metazoa; Chordata; Mammalia; Rodentia; Sciuridae. Gene Ontology annotation, biological process: protein deubiquitination; regulation of apoptotic process. The transcript has 22 exons. The coding region runs from base 402 to 3740 and encodes 1112 amino acids. The record is from RefSeq and is a predicted model, not a curated record. Gene Ontology annotation, molecular function: cysteine-type deubiquitinase activity; cysteine-type endopeptidase activity. Gene Ontology annotation, cellular component: nucleus; cytosol.